Struthio camelus australis is the source of this 12554-nucleotide messenger RNA. RefSeq names its product lysine demethylase 5B (gene KDM5B). Gene Ontology annotation, cellular component: nucleus; chromatin. Gene Ontology annotation, biological process: chromatin remodeling; regulation of DNA-templated transcription. Lineage: Eukaryota; Metazoa; Chordata; Aves; Struthioniformes; Struthionidae. Gene Ontology annotation, molecular function: DNA binding; histone H3K4me/H3K4me2/H3K4me3 demethylase activity. The record is from RefSeq and is a predicted model, not a curated record.
AUGCUGAUAGUGGACUGGCAGCCUCCAUUUGCAUGUGAUGUUGAUAAACUUCACUUUACUCCGAGGAUCCAGAGACUCAAUGAACUAGAGGCUCAGACCCGUGUAAAGCUGAACUUCCUGGACCAGAUUGCAAAGUUUUGGGAACUUCAAGGAUGCACACUGAAAAUUCCACAUGUGGAGAGGAAGAUCUUGGAUUUAUUUCAGCUUAAUAGGCUAGUUGCAGAAGAAGGAGGGUUUGAUGUAGUUUGCAAAGAGAGAAAAUGGACCAAGAUAGCCACCAGAAUGGGAUUUGCUCCUGGCAAAGCAGUGGGUUCCCACAUCCGUGCACAUUAUGAACGUAUUCUCUAUCCUUACAACUUAUUCCAGUCUGGAGCUAGCCUGCUGUGUUUGCAGAAGCCAGACCUCACCAGUGACACGAAGGACAAGGAAUAUAAGCCUCAUGAUAUUCCACAGAGACAGUCUGUUCAGCCAUCUGAAACUUGUCCACCUGCUCGUCGAGCAAAACGCCUGAGAGCAGAGGCUACCAAUAUUAAAACUGAAUCUGAACCUCCAGAAGCCAGAACUCACAAUCUGAGACGUAGAAUGGGAUGUGCACCUCCAAAGUGUGAAAAUGAAAAGGAAAUGCAUAGCACAGUGAAACUUCCUGAGAAGAGAGAACAAACUGGGGAGCCAGAGAAAGACAAAUCCAAAGUCCGGUCUAAAAAACCCACUAGUGCUGUGGAUUUGUAUGUAUGUCUCUUAUGUGGCAGUGGUAAUGAUGAGGACCGACUCCUGUUGUGUGAUGGCUGUGAUGACAGUUACCAUACUUUUUGUUUAAUUCCACCCCUUCAUGAUGUUCCCAAAGGGGACUGGAGGUGUCCCCAGUGUCUGGCUCAGGAAUGUAAUAAACCUCAAGAAGCAUUUGGCUUUGAACAAGCGGCAAGAGACUAUACGCUUCGCACGUUUGGAGAAAUGGCAGAUGCAUUCAAGUCGGACUACUUUAACAUGCCAGUACAUAUGGUCCCCACAGAGCUGGUUGAAAAAGAAUUUUGGCGACUCGUUAGUACCAUUGAAGAGGAUGUCACAGUGGAAUAUGGAGCUGAUAUUGCUUCAAAGGAGUUUGGCAGUGGCUUUCCAGUUAGAGAUGGGAAAUUUAAACUUAGACCAGAAGAAGAGGAGUACCUGGAUAGUGGCUGGAAUUUGAACAACAUGCCUGUAAUGGAGCAGUCUGUUCUUGCUCACAUCACUGCAGACAUAUGUGGGAUGAAAUUACCCUGGCUAUAUGUAGGAAUGUGCUUUUCUUCAUUUUGUUGGCAUAUUGAAGACCACUGGAGCUAUUCAAUUAACUACCUGCAUUGGGGGGAGCCUAAAACGUGGUAUGGAGCCCCAGGGUAUGCAGCUGAACAGCUGGAGGAUGUAAUGAAGAAGCUUGCUCCAGAGCUAUUUGAAUCUCAGCCAGAUCUCUUGCACCAACUUGUCACCAUAAUGAACCCGAAUACUUUGAUGGCCCACGGAGUACCUGUUUAUCGAACCAAUCAGUGUGCUGGAGAAUUUGUCAUCACUUUUCCAAGAGCUUAUCACAGUGGCUUCAAUCAGGGUUUCAAUUUUGCUGAAGCUGUGAACUUCUGCACAGUUGACUGGUUACCGUUGGGUCGCCAAUGCGUGGAACAUUAUCGUCUGCUAAACCGUUACUGUGUGUUUUCUCAUGAUGAGAUGAUAUGUAAAAUGGCUUCCAAAGCAGAUGUUCUUGAUGUUGUGGUAGCAUCUACUGUUCAGAAAGACAUGGCGAUUAUGAUUGAAGAUGAGAAGAAGUUGCGUGAGAGGGUUCAUAAACUGGGAGUGACUGACUCAGAGCAAGUGGCUUUUGAGUUGUUUCCUGAUGAUGAGCGACAGUGUUUAAAGUGUAAAACCACUUGUUUCAUGUCUGCUGUUUAUUGUUCAUGUAAACCUGGGUUACUUGUAUGCCUGUAUCAUGUAGAAGAUCUCUGUUCCUGUCCCACCUACAAAUAUAAGUUGGGGUACCGGUACGUUCUGGAGGAUCUCUAUCCAAUGAUGAAUGCGCUGAAGUUGCGUGCAGAAUCAUACAACGAAUGGGCUUCCAAUGUUAAUGAAGCUUUGGAGGCAAAAAUUAACAAUAAAAGAAGUCUCAUCAGUUUUAAAGCUUUGAUAGAAGAAUCAGAAAUGAAAAAGUUUCCGGACAAUGAUCUACUGCGACACCUCAGACUAGUUACGCAGGAUGCAGAUAAAUGUGCUUCAGUUGCACAGCAGCUUCUUAAUGGCAAAAGACAAACCAGGUACCGCUCUGGCGGAGGAAAAUCUCAGAAUCAGCUGACUGUGAAUGAGCUGCGGUUGUUUGUAAGACAGCUGUAUGCUCUACCCUGUGUCCUCAGUCAGACACCAUUACUGAAGGAUCUUCUUGAUCGCGUGGAAGCUUUCCAACAACAUAGCCAAAAACUCCUCUCUGAAGAAAUGCCUAGCGCUGCAGAACUUCAGGAGCUGUUAGAUGUCAGCUUUGACUUUGAUGUUGAUCUUCCCCAACUUGCUGAACUGCGGAUACGUCUGGAACAGGCGCGCUGGCUAGAGGAUGUGCAGCUGGCUUCUUCAGACCACAACUCCCUUACUCUAGAUGAUAUGAGGCGUCUUAUAGAUUCAGGUGUUGGAUUGGCUCCCUACCCAGCAGUUGAGAAAGCAAUGGCAAAGCUACAAGAGCUCCUUACUGUAUCUGAACACUGGGAUGACAAAGCCAGAAAUCUGUUAAAGGCCAGACCACGGCAGUCCCUGAGCAGUCUCGUAGCAGCAGUGAGAGAGAUAGAGGAGAUUCCAGCCUAUCUCCCAAAUGGUGUUGCACUGAAAGACACGGUACAGAAGGCCAAAGAUUGGUUGCAAGAAGUGGAAGCGUUGCAGGUUGGAGGACGUGUACCUGUGCUAGACACACUUGUGGAACUUGUCACAAGAGGUCGAUCUAUUCCAGUCCAUCUGGACUAUUUACCAAGGCUUGAGUCCUUGGUGUCAGAAGUUAAAGCGUGGAAGGAAUGUGCAGCUAAUACGUUUCUGUAUGAGAACUCCCCUUACUCUCUUCUGGAGGUGUUAUGUCCCCGAUGUGAUAUUGGAAUGUUGAAUCUUAAAAGAAAGCAGAAGAAGUUAAAGGAGCCAAUGCCAAGUGGAAAGAAAAAAAGCACUAAGCUAGAGAGUCUGAGUGACUUGGAAAGAGCUCUCUCUGAGAGCAAAGAUACUGCAUCGGCGAUGGCUACGCUUGGGGAAGCCCGAUUAAAGGAGAUGGAAGCGUUGCGUUCUCUCCGAGCAGCAAAUGAAGUAAAGGCGCUGUCUAAUGAAGAGGAUGCAGAAAUGCGAGUCUGUCUAUGCCAGAAAGAGCCGGCUGCUCCAAUGAUACAGUGUGAACUCUGCAGAGGGUUCUUUCAUACCAGCUGUGUUUCAGUGCCCAACACUUUGCAGGGACCUCGUGUGUGGCUCUGUCCACACUGUCAUCGAUCAGAAAAGCCACCUUUAGAGAAAAUCCUACCAUUGCUGGCCUCCUUGCAGCGUAUUCGUGUAAGGCUUCCUGAGGGGGAUGCUUUACGGUAUAUGAUAGAGAGAACUGUGAACUGGCAGCACAGAGCACAACAAAUGUUAUAUUCAGGGAAUCUAAAAUUCAUACAAGACAAAGUUGGCUCAGGAUUAUUGUACAACAGAUGGCAAGCCACAGCAGGCCAAUUGCCAGAGACAAAUAAGGUUUCCCAGACAAUUGGAGCUAUGUCUUUCUCCAUGCCUCGUGACUGGGAUAAUAGAACCAUAUACUUACAUUCUUCUUUUUCUACAGGACAGCACUGCAUCCCCCUUCAUGUCAUUAGCACAGAGCUGGAUGAGUUGAUGAUGGAAGCCCAGCUGCUACAGGUUUCUCUGCCUGAAAUACAGGAGCUGUACCAGAUCCUAUUCACAAAGCAAAGCCCUGUUCUGCAAACAGAGCAGAGGUCAUCAGUUGGCCCAGCAAAUGAAAAGAAUGAGUGCUGCCGAGGGAAAAAGGAUGGAAUUAGUUACAUGGAGAGAAAACUAAAAAGGCGUUUUGAAAGAGAGAGCUUCUGUGAUGAGAAGAGAGCAAGGGUAAAACAAAUGAGAACACCAAAAAAGAAGAAACUGAAACUGAAUCACUCAAAAGAUCUCUGCAAUAACAGACUGGAGAGAGAGCGGGAGCGUCUUUUUGAGAUGCAGCGUUCCAGUGAAAGCCACUUGUUUCCUUCAGAUAUGUCAUUCUCUGAGCAGGAGGACUCCGAGGAUGAAGAUGCCAUCUGCCCUGCUGUAAACUGUCUCCAGCCUGAGGGAGAUGAGGUGGAUUGGGUCCAGUGCGAUGGCAGCUGCAACCAGUGGUUCCACCAGGUGUGUGUGGGCAUCUCUCCGGAAAUGGCAGAGAAAGAAGACUACAUCUGCAUCAGCUGCACUGGGAAGGACUCUCAAUAUCGGAAGUAAAGCCCCCCAUAAAACAUUCAGGACUUGAGUAAAGAAGGUUAUCAGAGUUUCUCCGUAAAGCCACAGGGGCUGGCUUAAGAGCCAGACUGAAAAUGGUGCUACUUCUAUCCUCAUGGGAUCAUUUUCCAGAACUCAGAAUAAUUUUUGACACUUUUGUAUUUUCCCUUGAUCUGUUUGUGGUUGUUGAGGUUUGAAAUGCUGACUGUUUAGCAGGGGUUUCCACCAAUUUGGAAGGCAUUUGAAACAUGCACCUUUUAUUGUACAGCAUUAAAUUACCUCUCUGGGAUUUACCGGCAUAUUUAAUUCAGCUUGGUUUAGGUGCAAAAAAAACUGCACCAUGAAUUUUCCAAUAAAUCCUCUUUUGAGGAAAUCCCUGUUUACUCUGUUAACUCUUUGGAGACUUUAGUUUUUUUCCACUUUGUUUUUUUGUAGACUAGGUUUAUUUAUCUGAGCAAUAACUUCUAUGUCUGGUUUCAGUGACUGGAAUGACAAUUCUGAACAGCGUGUUGCUUUUAGCAUUGGUUGAUGUACAGAAAGCAAAUGUUAGAUCCUAGUGUCACUGAUGGCCCGGUGAUGUAGAAGACAGAAAAAGCUCUGUAAAGUAAUUGCCACAGCUGUAUUUUGGCUUUCUCCUUUUUUGGGUAGCUUGUAUCAAAUGUUGCAGUUUAUAUUGUGGAAUAAACCCCUGGUUAUGUUAUAAAAUUAAAUGUUGGUGUUUUUAGAGAGCUCAAAAUGCAGUUUCAUUUCCCUCUUGAUUGCAUUGAUGGAUUCUCAUACUCAAGAGAAAUCCCUCUUUAAAAAAAAAAAAAAUCCCUAAAGGCAAAAGCCAUGAUAUUUGCUUACCUUACUCAUAUUCAGGUUUGGGAGGAGAAAGCAGAUCAAAAUCUUACUCACACCAAAAGUACUUUUUAAAGUCUUCUUCAAAGCUUUUGCUAAAUUGAAAUUAUUUACAGAUUGGGUAAUAAAGGGUCAAAACUAGGAUUUGUGUUUUGGGGAAACUCACCUGGGAGGGGAAAGUGUGCGGCAGCUGCUUUUGUCAGCUUUUUCCAGUUGACCUCUAAAGGAAGGACUUUCCACCAGCUCGUUCAGCAGAGCACCUGCUAGUGGUCCACGGAGCGCUGCCUGGCCACAUGCAGCUUCCUUUCAGCUGUUUUUGCUUGCAUUCAGCUAAGAGAAUGAGGAAAUCUCUAGAGAGGUUAUGAUUCUAUCAAAGACUGCACUUAGGGACCAUAAGCAAGGAGGGAAGAAGUGGGGGUGCAGCUGAUGGCAGUAAAAUGAGAAUGUCCUGAGGGGAAGGGAAUAAAAUAGCCAAAUGGUUCAUGUCUGGGUGCUCAGUGGUGCCCAGAGGAAGAGAACAGGCACAAGAAAUGGACAAAAGCAGUGUGUCAGCAGAGGAGUUGGGAGCACAGGAAAAGAGCAGCAGCGGUUCUGUAUCAGAGAGGGACUAGACCUUUGAGGAGAAGUGGUUAUUUCUUUCUUUCAACAUGGGCUACACUGUAAAUACACAGAAUAUAAUCACUUCUUUUAAAGUGGACUGGUGCCAAUGAUGUGGCCCUCCAUUGCCUACCAAAGACAUAACAUCUAAAGCAGUAGAAGAUGGGAGAUUUUUGUAUCGGAGAGAGCGUUCUCCUUAUGAUGUCCUGUCAUCACCAAAAACGUGGCAGUUCUGGUGUUCCCUCAGUUCCUGAUCAAAAGGGAAAUUGCUAGUAAUUUUAUCUCUGCCAAUUUUGGAUCUUUUCCAUGAGCCGGAAGCAUGCAGAUCAAUUGACUUUCUGGGUAUACUGCAAAGCCUUCGUGCAGUAUAUGGCUGAUAGUGACAAGUGGUGGAACUCUGUGUGGAAUAAGAACUGUGUAAGAAUUAGAUUUUUCAGGGUUUUUGAGUGCUUCUUAGGCUUUUUAAGUCUCAUGUUGAUUUUUAACUAACUGUAGAGAGCAUCUUCAGCCAAGCAUAGAUGAUUUGUCUGAAAUGAAUGGUGGGGGGGAGGGGGGAAGACAACAUGACCACAGUUACAACGUUAAAUUAGUUAAAUGUGCACAUGCUUUCAUAUUAGAACUUCUCUGUAUUAUUUACUGUAAAUACCAAAAGGAUGUUAUGUGAUCUUGGUUGGAUGGAGUCUUUGUGCAACACUAAGGUAACAGUCCAAGCUGUGGAAAAAAACUGAUCGGUAAUAUCUGCCUUUCAAAGGGGGCAAAUGAACAAAGUUAAAAAAGAGUUUGCACAGUGUUCUGAUGUAGCUGAAAAUUUUACAAAAUUUUCUCUCACGGUAUUCCUUUUAUUUCUGUUGAAGAAAUGCCUGUUUACCAAAAAGUGUUAGAGCAAAUAUGCUGCAGUUCAUUUUAGGAUUAUGAUUCACCAUAGGACCAAGGGAAAGCUGUGAGGUCUUUUGGGCUUUUGAGGCAAAGGAAACCUUCGCGAUCCUGACUGCAUAAUUCUUCGUCAAGAUUAACGUGUGGUAGAAUUACAGUGUAAUGUUUUGUAAGUUACUACAUCUUUUCUUUAAAAUUUUCAAGGAAUGGAAAACUUAGUCCCUGGGUAACCUGUGCCAAUAUACAGGGUAUAUUCUUAAAGACUGGCAUCUUACUUCCUGGUAGAAUUCAGGCGUGGGAUUCUUGCCUCCCCAAGAACUGGUGGCUGGAAGUUACUGUGGAAGUAGUAGCGCCUCCUGUGCCGCAAGGCCACUUCCCCAUGUGGAUGCUUAAAACUUGAUUAGGUCAUUUUUUGACUGUGUUGAACUAAACGAGUAAGAGAUUGGCUUUUUCCUUCGAGGUGGGCUCUUCUUUUGAGUGUCCUUUGCGUGUCCCUCCUCAGCGGAGAUGCCAGUCAUGGCAGAGCGCUUGCAGCAGCAGGGCCUCUUCGGGGCUAUCAGCUGUCCCUGUCACCCCUCCUCUUGCCUGUUCUAAAAUUCCUGAGGAUAAACCAAAACAAAAAAAGAAAGGAUCUCCCCACGCUGCUCUGCUCCCUUUGCUUUUUAGAAUGAAGCAACUAGAUACAUGAAUCUCCUUGGCUCCCUCAGGUCCUAAUAUUUUAAUAAGAAUAGUGAUUCACCAUAGCCUAGGUUAUGGCUUGUAGAGGAGUUUAACCAUAAAAUAGAUGGGACAAAAAUGCGAAUUUGAGGCAGAAAAAUAGGACUUUAUUUAAAGGCUUCCUGUUCCAUUCUUCAGAAGCUGGGGUCGUAUCCAUCGUGCUGCUCCAUGUGCAUUUUUUCAUGCCACAUGAAGAGUACCAGAACAGGCUAACACAUGCCCUGUUGUAUCACACUGUUUUGGUCACAAGGUCCUUCAAACACGAUGCCAGUAAGAUACUUGACCUCAAGGAGAGGCGAGCGUUUGGCUCCACGUAUUUAAAAUGAAGACCAUGGCACUGAAGGCAUUGGUGCCCAGUUCCAGGACCUGGUUGCAAGGUUCCUAAAUUGUUUGAAUUGGACUUUCUAGCACUGAAAGAAGAACCAUCUGUGGGGCAGGUCUUUGGCCCUGGCCCUCUAGGCUAAAGUACCAGAGCUGGCUUUGCUAUCUUCAGAAGACAGGCAGUUUUGAAGGAAGCUUGGAAUCAAUGGUAACCAAACUGGUCACUGCAUACCUAGAUUCAUGGCAGCGGCUGGGUAUAGGCAUGGAUCUGCAGCCUUAGAUCUUUGCAGAAUGCUGCUUCUGAAGGUGACAAAACAGAUUUUAGGACAGUUGUCAUACGUCAAUGCUUCCUAAAUGAAGGUGUCAGAAGUGGAGCUGGUUUCCUUCAAACUCUUCCCUUCUACUACCUAACGCACCAUCUGGUUUCUCCACGCAGAUAAUUGCAUACACAUUAUUUAUUUUCCACAGGCAGCAAACAUUGUUGGAAUUUAGCUAUUGGCGUGACCAGUGGUUAGCCUUACUGGCCACUAGCAAAGAUGGAAAUCUGUGGAACAAAGCAUAUUGGGGAAAAGAGCAUGCCAAGGAUUUGGUGCAAAUUCCUUCCUGUCUUAAAAUAAACAACAAAAUAAUCCAGUCCUUCCCUUUCCCAGCAUCUUCUGGGUGAUGGUCCAUGCUGAAAAUGCUUCUUUGGGGUGGGGAAGACAGGAAAGGUACAAAUAUUUAGUGGUUAAAAUGAGUUCCAGAUACAGAAAAGGACAUAAUUUCUUAUAAACAAUACAUGAAUCCCCGAUAUUUCAUAUUCCAGUUGAAACUAGGGGAUAUAAAUGGAAUUCAUUCAGGGAGGGGAAUGUUCCCUUUACAGCUGUGGAGUCAUGUGUUUGCACGUUAAAUGUCACUAAGGAAAAAACAACCGAAAUAUCUCCUUUGUGCAUCGCAGUGAUUUGUUACUCCAUCCCAAGGAUGGGGAUAAGCGGGUCUAAUACUGAUUAAAUGCAUAUAUAUUCAUAUUAACAAUGAAAUAAAUGCAGUUAAUUUUGCAGAAUGACACAAAAACUGUUUUCUAUUACAGCUGACUGUGAUGCAUGGAGCAUUGUUCAAAUAUUAGCGUAUUUCAGGGAAAAGGGAGUUACAGUGAGGGACUUCAGCUGUAGGCCAGUUUCCUGGCAGGGCAGACAAAAGAUCAGCGAAGAACAAGAGCAACAACAAAUGUUGCAGUUGCUGUUUCUGCCAGCAGGAGAGAUGUGUAUGUAGGACAGGAACACACUUUUCACAUGUUUCAGGCAGGGAAUGUCUCCAGAACAUACAGGGAGGAAGCAGCUACCUGGAAGCAAAAUUAAGAAGUCGAGAUGACUCUUCAGUCCUGUGAUCUGGAAAUAAAUAUAAUUUUCCAAGAGAAGGGUUGAGGUACAGCCCUGAAAAAUAGCUUUAUCCUAUGUUCAGGAGAAAUGAAAAAGCCACGUUUAGAGAGUUGUCCUCUAGGAUGUAAAUACAUCAGUCUUUGGAGGCGACAGUCCCACACCAAGAAGAGAAUAAAAACUAGAUGUAGAACAGGAGAUAAAGCAGUCACACUAGGUUAAUAAUCCCCGAGGUUGAACAUAUAGCUUCUAUGUGAGACAAACAAAAAUGGAACAUGAGCAUCAGUGGGUUCCAGUAAAAAGAACUUGGGUAGAACAAGCAGAUGUUUUAUGAAGAAAACAAAGGAGUACGAGAUACGCUUCUGGUUCCAAAAUUCAAAGUGAAGCGAGGAAUGUUUGCUUAAAUAUGGUUGGAAAGAAACAUUGACAUACCCCCAAAUAAAAAAAAAAAAAGUGCAGCGUCAUCUGUAUAUGAAAGCACCUGACGUAUCUCAAAUUUUCCAAGUUCUGAAAUGUUUGUCAAACCUACUACUUGCAGUAAUGUUUUUAAAGGUCCUUGAGUUUUGAAUUGCAAUACCGGGUCAGAUUUUUAACAGCGUGGGGGCUCAGCUCCUGAAUCUAUGAGAACUAGGCAUCUAAAAACUUACAAACAUCUAUUUUGUAAAAUGCAGUAAAAAUGGUAGCUCCCUGUCUACAGCAUAUGCAGUUAGCUUGAUGAGCUCUCCAUCACACAGGGUUUAUUAAGGAUAAAACAGUGUUGUAGAAUGUUUGUAGAGCGCGUAGACUGCUUCAGUAUCUGUUGGGCAUUUGGGGUUUCAUGUUCUUGUUGCUGCUUGAAGUUAAAUCUUAAUCCAGCUGGGGACUGGCCAGGCGUAGAUUUCCUUGGCGUACUGGAGACGCUGGAGCGUGCUCCCCCCCCACCAAACAUGCCAGUGUGCCUAUGUAUCAUGUAAUGUCUCAUCCUCCUCAUUCAGGCUGAUGCUGUCUCUGCCCCUUGUGUAAGCCCUUACUUCUUUUGGAGGAUUUUUGCUCGUUACACCAGUCCCAUAUCAGCUGUGCAUCUUUCCAUGGGGGUCCUCUGUAGUGCAGGUCCACAGGGGAGCUCAAAGGCUUCCCCUGUGCUAACCAUGAACUGAAACACAGGAAGAAAUGAGUUCGUUGUAAAAUAUCUUUUCACGCUAAGACUAUAAUCUUUUGCAGAGAAUGAACUUAAUAUCCCUAAAGCACGUCUAAAGAAAAGAUAAGUGGAAGAACACUUUUAGCUUUGAAGCAAAAUAAUAUGGCACUUGAAAUGUGAGCUCUACAUUUGCUAGCUUUGGAGGAAGUAUGUACGCAGAUACUGUGCGUGAAGAGAUCAUGCAACGUACCAAACAGGUGGGACUUCAAAACUGAAAAAGCCUGGAAGAUUCAAACAAAUGUUAUUUGUACAAAUGGAAGGACAAGCUGGAGCAUUCAGAGCGGUUGUACAGUGGCUUGGACAAAAAGAAGGAUCACAGGCUAGAUAAACCAUGCUUUGGGGAUACCCUUCCUAUCCCCAAACUGCAUCCUCAUUUUCUGCAAAAUCAUAGAAAUACAGAGGAAACACAGCUCUCGUUAGUAAGAAGGGACAAAAAUGAUCAUAAGUACUUUAUACAGACACAUGGACGGUCACUUGUUACAGUGUUAGCCAGACAGCAACAAGGGUACUAGAGGGAAGUCUGGUCAAACAGUCCUAGAACUGUAUCAUUGAUUUUAGUGCAGUGGGAAUUUACCUACGGAGUCCACUAAACCAGAAUAUUAGGACAGGCCCAAGAUGAUGAGAUUACCCUGGGCUUGUGAAAGCUACACCCUGCAUAAACAUGUAUUUGGUCCUCCAGUAGAAGCAGUAUUUUGGAUUUGGAAGCACAAGAGAGAAAAGUCAUCCCUCAUCUCCUCACCGUCUCUAGCCCUAGCAAGGAAUGUGGAAGCUCAGGGAGGCAAAGGGUGUACGGGCACAUCAUGGUCGUGCCUAUAAUUAAGAAGAGACAGGGUCUCUUCUCUGCUGGUGAAUGCGUUUGUUGUGGCGUGGUUUGUAGCCAUAUUGCAGAAGUCUGCUCAAAAAUACCAACCCAGAAUAGUCUUGCCUGUAUCGCUUAUUGGGAAUGAUCUCUGCUGUCCCCAACUCGCUGGCUAUUGCCUGGGAGAGCGCUUUUUGGCAUGGGACUGAAACAGUGCUGGGCAUUGCCUGAGCCUGUGCUCUGGCCCAGUUUAGUUUAGGCGGAAAGAUGCCAACCCAGUUUUCCUAACUCUUUUAGAAAGUAAAAGCUAAUUUCAUGGCGCUGGGAUGUUUUUAACUUGGUGUUGUGGUGGAAUCAUUUUACCUAACUGCAGCUGUCUGGAAAACAUCUAGUCUAAGGAGAGAGGAGCGUCUGGAGAGUGAGUCAAGCAAUCUCCACUGAACGCCUGUUUCGAAUGUCAAGAGUCACCUUCUGGAGCAGCUACCGCGCUCUGAGCAACUACCUGGGCCUGGCGCGGUUGCAGUUAAGGCCCAGCCACUGUAAGCGAGAGCUGUGGACGAUGGAAGCAGGUCCUAAACACCACUGCCCACACACAGAGGACAGGACAGCCAGGCUUGUGUUUCUGUAGUAUUUUGAGUUGUCGUUUCUACUUGUAGAAAACUUUUUCUAGAAUUCCAGAAUUGAUAUGCAUGCUUUAUAUCAGAAUUUGCUUGCAGCUUUCUUGACAAGAACAUUUCAAAAUGUACUGCUGGGGAAAAUUUCACUGGACACAUUUAUCCCAGUGGAAGGGACUUCAGUGCAGAGGAGGCCCGCAAAGCUGACUCGGAAUACAGCAAAACACACAACAAGAGUAAUGGGUGGAUGGCGAAAGUAUGUCUCUACGGGAGCAUGGACUUGGGCACAAAUAGCAAGGUACGCUUAUUUAUUAAAUAGCACUAGGAAAAGACUAAUAACCAAAUAUUCUUAAUGGUUGCGUGUUUAUUGCCAGGUGAUCAUUCGAUAACCCUCAUGUAGCUUUACAGCAGAAAGAAAACCCUGACAGAGUGACCAGGAUAAUGACACAUUUUCUCUCAAAACAGAAAUUCCCUCAUGCUGGAGGGAGUCUAAGUUGUAAGAGACCUAUAGGGAAGGAGUUACAAGUGCCUAUCACAGCCAGACCAAACACGGGGUUAGCAUGACUUCUUUAUAGCACUUACUAGACUCACCCACUGUAUUGGGCUAUUUUUAUAUAUGGAUCACUGUCAACAGUUUCACUGUGGUUUUGCUGAAGAGGAAUAAAGACCAAACAGUCAUCCCCAGGAGUACCGUGCUCCAAGAAGAGUGGGACCUGCUAGUACCGUGCCAAAAUGCACCUCUAUCACCACAUAAUGUCCCUCAAGUGAGAAAUCUGUUUUUGUAUGUGUUCAUAUUGCUUUUUUGGUACUUGUAAUGAUUUGUA